Schistosoma margrebowiei is the source of this 2706-nucleotide messenger RNA. The record is from the annotation of a GenBank genome assembly. Lineage: Eukaryota; Metazoa; Platyhelminthes; Trematoda; Strigeidida; Schistosomatidae.
AUGAUACGAUUAUUGUAUCAUACAAAUUAUUAUAUUAUUCUGUUUAUUAUCAAUUUUCUAUUAUGUCAUGGAGAUUUUAUGGAUUUAAUCAGUGAAUCAAUUUGUGCAGCUAAAUGUUUGAAAGCAUUUACAAAUUCUUUGAAUGAACAAGAUAAAUCAUUUUUAAUACAACGUCCUGAUCUAACUCAACCACAUUGUAUAAAUCAAGAAAAUAAAUGUGCAUUAUGCCUCGAAAUAUGUAAAUGGCCAAGAAGUCAAACCAUAGACUGUUCUGUUUCAUGUCAGAAAUACACUUCCAUGUCAAAUUCAAAUGAAAUAAGUAACUCUAUGUCAACAGUAUUAUCAUCCGCGUCAUCAUCAUCAUCACUGUCCAUAUCAUCCCACUCCUUGUCAUCUUCCUCAUCGUCAUCUUCAGUCCCUGUGCUUGAAUCACAAAAUAUUAAAUCUACAUGUUUAGAAUCAUGUUAUACAGCUCAACAAGUUUACAGUCAAUCAGAUCAAUUAAAAAAUAAUCCAAAUAAUGCCAUUUGUCCUCGUUUAAAUACAUGGCCAGAAUCAUGUGAAUAUACGUGUAAACAUAAUGCUGAUUGUAUACCGUAUGGUUAUACUAAAUGUUGUCAAACGUUGAAAUGUUUCGAAAAAUUACAACAGAAAAGAUUAGUUAAUUAUAUUAAAAAUGUUACGAAAAUUGGUGUAUGCAGUCAAGGUGUUUAUGAUCCUCAAACUGUUCCACCAGUACCUGGGAAACCAAUUGUUAAACAAGUUGAAAAUCCUAUUCAUUUACAUUCAAAUGGUAAAUUCUAUACACAUUUAGAUCGUUCCAAUAUUUUAUCAAAUGCACAACAUAAUCAAUUAGAAUUAGAUUGGCCAAAUUAUUAUAAUUUAUCAAUUAAUGAGCAUAAUCCAAUUGUAUUUCUUAUUCAACUUCGAAUGUAUUCAACUGUACAAACGUUAAAUUCCCCUUUACAUAAAUCUAUUAAUAGUGUAUCAUUUUUACCAUUGAAUAAUUUCAUUGAGUCAUCACAACCAAAUGAAUAUCUAUUUGACAAAUGGACAAACUUAAUUUGGACUACAAAACUCGGGGCAGUUCUAUCUGAUCUCAAUCCAGGAACAUGGUAUCAGUUUCGUUUAUUAGCUAUUUCAAGUGAAGGUUUUGGAGGAUGGGGUGAACCGAGUGAGCCUAUUCGUACACAAGUUCAAUUAAUUCCACCAUCUCGACCUCGAAAUCUCACGGAAAUACGAUCAAGAAUUUUCGAAAAUCAUGUAGAUAGUACAAUUCAUUGGGAUAUUCCAGAAGAAAUAAUGUUCCCGCUCAAAAAGUACCAGAUAAUAUGGCGUCAAUACUAUGCAUUUAAUGGAGAAGACAGAAGUUCAUUAACGGAAUACACAGCAAAUGUACCUGGGGAUAAAACAGUGUACUUAAUACAAAAUCUUAAACCAGGAACGACGUAUAAGAUUGAAGUAAAAGCGGUGUCACUUUUUGAAGGAAUAGAAAUGAAAAGUCAUCCGGCUACACUUUAUAUAUCUACAAUACAAAUUCCAUCACAACAAACAGAAGCAGUAUUUACAACUUCCAUAUCAACAAAUGAAAGCUGUAUGUGCGGGGAUUCAAAGCGAGAUUAUUUAUCAGUUACUGAUCAAUAUUAUGAAAACCAACAACUAAAUGUGAUCUUAUCGUUGAAUGUAAAGAUAAAUAGAGAACAGUUUAAUUUAACUACUCCAAUAGCAAAUAUCAUUUACAUGAUUGAAUGGAUGCCAAGAGUUUGUAUUGAAACACAAAACCAAACAAAUACAGAAUUUAUUGGAACACGGAGAAAAAGAAUAGCAGAAUAUGAACUAAGAAAUAUACUUUUAACUGAUUUGCAAUUUCAAUGUCAUUAUGAAGCUAGUGUAUUUAUUACGCUAAAUCAUCAUAAUAAAACUGGUAGUAUCAGUAUGAAUGAUCAUUUAACAAAUAACAGAUCCCCUAUCUUAUUUAAAUGGACUACUUGUUUUUGUACACCAGCAUGUCAAAAUGUUGUGAUUAGAGAUGGUGUAACUCCGAAACAUUGUUAUCUUCAAACUUCUUCAUCAAUACUUCAACCAGUUGAAUUAACAUACACUUUAUUAACUAAUGAAAAAUCGAUGGAUCUACGUCGUUUACAACAGAAUCAAAUGGAUGAAUUCCUUGUUGUGGCUGAAGCCAAUGGACCAUAUUUAUCCAAACAAACAAAUAUAAAAUCGAGUUUAGACACUGUUAACUACACUGCUAUUGUCACAUGGCAUCCUGUUACAUCUACUGGACAUUCAAAAAGUGAAUCAAGACGUUCAUCGAGAACACUAAAAAAUCGUACACCAAGUAUAAAAACUACGAAUCCAGAAAUACGUGGUGUUCGAUUAACUUGGGGUCCAAGAUUAUAUGAACCAAUAGAAUAUGAAGUGUACAGUAAUAUUAUUCAACCUCUUAUGGAUCCAGAAAAAACUCAGUCUAAAGUUUUAGAUUUAAAUGUCCCCGGUCUUCAGCUUAAAGGACUCAAACAAGAAACACUAUACAUUGUUCAAGCUCAAAUGAUUAGCGAAAAAGAAGAUGGACCAAUUUCAACUAUUUAUUUCAUGACACCAACUAACAAGAAUAAUGCACUACGCAAUUAUCAGUCUGUUCAUGAAAAGAAUAUAAACCUUAUAUGUAUCAUUAUUCUACUUCAAUUCAUCUACAAUAUUGUAUAA